Molecule: messenger RNA, 2635 nt
Organism: Musa acuminata subsp. malaccensis (wild Malaysian banana)
Lineage: Eukaryota; Viridiplantae; Streptophyta; Magnoliopsida; Zingiberales; Musaceae
Cellular component (GO): intracellular membrane-bounded organelle
Source: RefSeq, a predicted model, not a curated record
GCUCUGUGCAAGAUUGCCAUGGCUCUCAUCACCUUCCCUACCUUCGUUUCCUCUGCCUAUUACCUGCAUAUUCCACUCUUCCUCAUCAUCCUCCUCCUCGCACUCUUCUCCUCUUCUUCAGCAGCUGAGAUUUCCUAUGACGACCAUUGCAGCUCCGUCGUCCCUCAAUCCAUGGCCACCAGCCUCCGUUUUGGUUCCGCCAUCUUCAUAUCAAACGGCUACUUCUCUGGUGGUGGAGACCUCUUCCGCUCGGACUCCGGCUUCAAUGGCUCUUCCUCCUUCCAGUUCCACUCCACUUACCUCCACAAGACGCGAUCCCCCGGCACCUACCAAGUCGCCGGGACCCUAUCCUUCCAUGACUCCAUCCAAACUUACCUCACCUUCAACGCUUUCGGCUUCUGGUCCGAAUCAACCGGCAAGCUUUGCAUGGUCGGCGAUGGUGGUUUCCGCCAACCUGAACCCCAACACCUCGGUGAGCCUCUCUAUCUCUCCGCAGUUCUAAAGCUCGACUUCCCCAAAACAUCCAACAUCACGUCCUCCCUGGUGAGCGGCAGUCUGCAGAGCUGGGAUCCCGCCGGCAGUCCCAACCACUUCGAUCCCAUUUGGCUUUCAGCUUACGCUCAGAACGGGUACGACUAUACCAUGAUCCCUCAAGCCAACAGUUCAUGUUCCCCUCGCAGAUUCGAGGAGGAAUCGUUGGGCUUCGAGCCUGCUUCGACUUGUUCUUUCCUCCAUUCACACAUGCAUGGUCGAACAUAUAGAUUAGGUGGGAGUCUUGGAUUCUCCUCGAGAUAUAUGGCCUUCAACAUGAUCUGUCAACAGGACGGGAUGUUGCAUCUGUCCAUCGGAUUCUCCAAUGUCAGCAGCAGAUACGAGAACAUAGCGUCCGAGAUUUCCUUGGUCGGAGAAGGCUACUGGGAUCGCAGUAGGAAUCAGCUCUGCCUUUUAGCUUGCCGCAUCCUUAAGGGGCGGAAUUCAAAGGCCAAUUACUCUGUCGGUGAUUGCACGAUCGGAUUGAGCUUGUGGGUUCCAGCGGCCAUGACGCUGCAGAGUCGGAGCAACAUCGUGGGCAGGAUUUGGAGCAACAAGAACACGAACGACGUCGGCUACUUCAGCACGAUCUCGUUCCAGAGUCUGGGAAGUCAUAUGAACACGAUUCCUGGGCCAAUCAAGUAUAAGUACACUUCAAUAGAUUCUGUCCGGAGCUCAUGCAGCGCGACCGGUGGAGCUACGCGGGGCAAGAGAAGAUAUCCGAAUGGAAGAUCUCCUGGUGACAUGGGAUUCUCGAUCUCUUUGAAGGAUGAUGGCGGCAGGCGAGGGUGGGGGCAGGCGAGGGUGUUGUCGAUCGGAGACACAUAUUAUGGCGACGGUGACACUGCCAUGGCGCCGGCAGAAAGCUCGGCAUCUGCAGCUGAUCUGGUAGAGAUGGACGACGAGCACCACAGCACGAUCAGGAACGUAAGCUAUGCGAUAAGCUACAAAUUCAUCUCUGUUCCUUCCGAUGAAUUCUUAGAGAUCGCUGCAGAAGGGAUCUACGAUGCUGCGAGUGGAACCCUCUGUAUGCGAGGAUGUCGAUUCCUAGAUUCCAUCGACUGCGAGAUCCUGAUUAAGAUCCAGCUGAGACCUCUCGAUCCCAAGGCCGGGGAGCACAUCAGCGGCACCAUAAGCAGCACGAGGAACAAGCGGGACUCCCUCUUCUUCCACCCGAUCGACGUCUCAUCCGAUCACAUGUACGAGUCGGAGGCAGUCGAUUCGAUGUGGAGGAUGGAUGUCGAGAUCGCCAUGGCUUUGGUCUCCCUCACCUUGUCAUGCAUCUGCAUCCGGUCUCAGAUCCUCCACUCCAAGAAGCACCCGGAGGCCCUUCCCUCCAUGUCGAUCGCCAUGCUGGUUCUCCUCGUGCUCGGCUACAUGAUCCCCUCCGUGCUGAACUUUGAAGCCCUGUUCGUGACCCGUAAGAGGCAGAACGUGCUCCUGCGGAGCGGGGGGUGGAUCGAGGUUAACGAGACCAUCGUCAGGGUCAUGUCCACGGUGGCGUUCUUCCUGUCCUUCCGCUUGCUUCAGGUGGCAUGGUCUCCGAGAUCACCAGAGGAGAGCAAAAGGCAGAGGGCAGCACUCAUGGUGUGUUUGCCUCUGUACUUUGCCGGGGGGCUUCUCAUCUGGCUACUCCAGCUGCAGGGCUGGGAAGAACUGAUCUCAUACGCUGGGUUGGUGGUUGAUGGCUUCUUGCUCCCUCAGAUCAUCCUCAACAUCUGCAGGAACUCGAGAGGCAACACCCUCACUGCCUUCUUCUACCUCGGAAUCACAAUCAUUCGAGCAAUGCCGCAUCUAUACGAUUUGUAUCGAGCUCAUCGGUACGUGCCUCAUGUCAGUUCGUCGUACAUCUACGCCAGUGACGAUGGAAAUUACUAUUCAUCAAUGUGGGAUCUAAUCGCUCCUUGUCAAGGAUUUGUGUUUGCUGUGAUCAUAUACGUGCAGCAGCGGUAGGGUGGUGGCUGUGUGCUUCCCAUGAGGUCCCUAAUAAGCUGGCCGUCAAAGGCUCAUCUGUAAUUUCAGUAUAUGAAGUGUGUGCAAUUAGGGUUUUAGAUUAAACCAAAUAGACAGAAUACUCUCUUCCUAAAGGGAGAACUUAGCCCUA